Messenger RNA from Dermacentor andersoni, 3416 nucleotides. The record is from RefSeq and is a predicted model, not a curated record. NCBI's taxonomy places the organism in Eukaryota, Metazoa, Arthropoda, Arachnida, Ixodida, Ixodidae.
AUGAGUAGUACAGGGCACAUUGAAGAUAUUAUCAUUCACCAGGGAAGGUUCCUUGCCAUCAGGGUCCCUGGAGCAGUAUCAGUUGCUCGUGUCCGUGCAUGGCAGGCUGCAUUCCUGCAGGCUGUGCACUUACAAGACUCGGAAGACCUAUGUGAAAAACACCUGCUCGCACCCACACUGGUGAGCUGUCCUUCAGGUUCCUUGCCAUUGGAGUCCCUGGAGCAGGAUCAGUCACUGAAGUCUAUGCAUGGCUCACUGCGCUCCUGCCGGCUGUGCCCUUAUGUGACUGGGAACAAAGCGCUCAUGAAGAGACACGUGCGCACACACACAGGCGAGCGCCCCUUCAAGUGCCACCUCUGCCCGAACACAUUCACUCAGAGGUGGAGCCUGACACGGCAUGUGCGUAGCCACAUGGACGAGCGUGACUACCAGUGCCACCUGUGUCCUGCGGCAUUCAGUGACGGUUCCAACCUCAAGCGGUUCCUUGCCAUCAGGGUCCCUGGAGCAGUAUCAGUUGCUCGGGUCCGUGCAUGGCAGGCUGCAUUCUUGCUGGCUGUGCACUUACAAGACUCGGAAGACCUACUUGAAGAACGCCUGCGCGCCUACACCGGUUCCUUGCCAUUGGAGUCCCUGGAGCAGGAUCAGUCACUCGAGUCCAUGCAUGGCUCACUGCGCUCCUGCCGGCUGUGCCCUUAUGUGACUGGGAACAAAGGGCACAUGAAGAGACACCUGCGCACACACACAGGCGAGCGCCCCUUCAAGUGCCACCUCUGCCCGAACACAUUCGUUCAGAAAUGCAGUCUGACACGGCAUGUGCGUAGCCACAUGGACGAGCGUGACUACCAGUGCCACCUGUGUCCUGCGGCAUUCAGUGACGGUUCCAACCUCAAGCGGCAUCUGAAUGCAUUCACUCAUUCUUCCUCCCUUAAGCGGCAUAUGCACAGCCAUGCAGGAGAACGUCCUGUUUCCUGUAGGCACUGUGGUUCCUUGCCAUUGGGGUCCCUGGAACAGGAUCAGUUGCGUGUGUCAACGCAAGGCCCGAACACAUUCACUCAGAAGCCCAACCUGAGGCGGCAUGUGCGCAGUCACACAGGCGAGCGUCGCUACCAGUGCCACCUGUGCCCUGAGACAUUCGCUGACAGUACCACCCUCAAGCGGCAUGGGCUCUGUCACACCGGAGAACGUCCCUUUCGCUGUGUCCACUGCAGUGCAUCCUUUAAGCGGCGGGGAAACCUCAACAUCCACAUGUCCUGUCACGUAGGGAAGGAGCCGUAGCGAAAAGUGGCAGACAAAUUCCUUUCUUUAUUUGCUGAUGAUUCAAUUUUUAAUGGCAGAGGGUGAUUAUGAACUGCAUUGAGAGGGUUUCAGCACGCUCAACCAUAGCGUUUCUUGUAGUAUUACAUACAGGGACGUGCAGAUGUUGCUAAAAGUGUUUGAAAAAGUAUCUUGCACUUACAUUUCAGUGUUCUUGCUCGAAUUUUACAGAAAGAUGACAUAUUGGAGUCCACAUUAUUCAGUGUAACACUUUUCAGAGUUACUUGCCUGUUCUUUAAAGAAAAGCUUAUAGGCUGCUUUCGUCUGUGAGAAAAAUGAGUGAUGCAAAGGCGGUACUAGUGCAAGUUAUCGAAGCAGCCGUUCUGGGAGGGUUUCUGUGUGUUCGAGUGGAGCGAGCAAUAUGCAGUUUCCAGGAUGUGAAGUGUGUUUGGGUGCAAAAUCAGCAAAUCCAAAUGGAUGCAUAGUCAUGCUAUUCUCAAUUGUCGGUAAUGCAUGAUAAUUCCAUUGUAACUGCGUGUUGCCUACUCCACUCGAACAUGCAGUGACCCUCCCUGAACGGCUUCUUUUUGCAGCUGCUGGCAGGCAGCGUCAAUAUCCUGCGCUAGCGCUGUCUUUGCAACAGCCUUUUUUCUCACAGACGAAAGCAGUUUCAUUAUUUUCCUCAAAAAAAAAAAGAAAACAGGCGAGUAACUAUGCAAUAUGUUACGCUGAAUGAUGUAGACUCCAAAAUGGGAUCUUUCUGCGAAAUUUGAGCAAGAAGAGUGCACCUGUAAGCGCAAAAUCUUUUUUUGAAAACUAAGUGAAAUGGGCUAUAAUUUCUAAUGGCAAGCACAGCUCUUACGUGGAGAGUUAAAAGGUUUCCUGGACAUGCCGUGUGUUUGGCUGCAAAAUCAACAAAUCCAAAUGGAUGCACAGUCCUGCUCUUCUCAUUCGCCUGAAAUGUUUGAUAAAUAAAGUAUGUAUGCUGCGCGAAUUCUCUUACACAACUAAGACAAUCAUGGCAGAUGUUUUAUGCUGGAAUUGCGAUGCCAGAAUUUUUUUUUUGAUCGCAGAGUAAACUCGAUUCUUUCAGUAAAGCUCAUGAGCAGCACCUAUGAAAAGCAUCUCGAUAGACAAAUAAAAUCAGGUUAUAUUUAUUGCUGUAGAACAAUAGGGCCGAGUUACAUGCAAGUAGCUCUACUAUAGAAGUACACACGAGAAGUACUAGACAUGAUAUGUGGACCAUGCAUUGUUGGGGGUGGCACAAGCUUUAGUGCAUGUGCUUGCAGCUUACAUCUAGUAUUAAGACCUGAAGAGUAAUACUUUUUUAAUGGGUGUUUGCCUAAAGUGCCCUUUAAACCCGUUUUUUUUUCUUUAGAGUGCAAUGAAUGUUGAAGUCAUAUAGGUUUUAAUGCUAUCGAGAUAUUUCUUCUAAGUGGCCCUGUAGAUUUAAUUGUGGAACUGCAGGUGCAUCGGACCAUGGCUGAGGUAUUUGCGUAUAUUAUACAUUUUGUCAACUUGUAAUAGGUGUGGCCAGGCUUGCAGUCUGAGCAUAGAUUCCGGCUGUGCCUUUUAUACUGCUGUGCCUGUAGACCUCAUGCAAUCACACAUAACAUAGUUACAUAGUGUCCUACAUGUUACUUUAACUGGAUAAUUGACGUAAUGAGCUUCUAUUUAAUUAUGUGUUCUUUUUUCUGGUCUCAGAAAGUUGUCCAUAAGAGAGUUGGGGGAAUUUGUAGCUGCCUCUUAGAACCUAAUUCUUUUUAUUAGUGAUCUGCAAGCAACAAAUAGCGGAUGACGUAAAGAUUAGAGCAGUGCACAGGCCCAGGCUUGGCCGGUGAAAGUAAUUUCGGACAGGCCCGGGCCUGAUGCCCUCAGGCCUUUGCCUGGCUUGUGCGUAAAGCUGUGUGCCACCUAAUUGCCUAAGUUGGCCCUUCAAGCACACGCAGGAGCUCCGCCUAGAUCCAAGGCGUUCCGUGUGAGGCUCAAAUGACAAUUAGAGAGAACUCGCUCUUAAUUACCUAAAAGUCAAACAAGAACCGGAAGGUUCAAAUUUGCUUUUGUUGGAAGGUUUUGAAAAAGUGUUUUAAUUAUUUUUGUUUCUACAAAAACAAAGUGUUCUCUCCAAGAAAUAAAAAAUGCUAAAGACCGCUCUUGAGGCA